AUGGUUGAAUUUUCUAGUAUUUUUAACGCGUUUUGUAUUUUUUUUGAAUGUUGUUCUAAACAAUGGGUGCCAAAUAACAUUACAGUACUUGAAUCUCGAAUGCAGUAUGAACUAAUUGGUCAGCCAAUGGUUUAUGAUCUAGUUUUAAGAUCAAUUAAUUCACAUAUAUUAACAAAACAUCCAUCCAAAGCUUUAGUAUUAUCAUUUCAUGGAAGUACAGGAACAGGCAAAAAUUUUGUUACAAAACAUAUUGUUGAAAGUUUAUAUCAACAGGGAUAUCAGAGUCAAUAUGUUCGAUUCUACGUAUCAUCUCGUGAUUUUAUGCACAAUAAUUCUGAACAUAUAAUUACGUACAAGGAACGACUGAAAGAUGAUAUUGAAACGGCUACAAGUAAUUGUCCACAAUCGAUAUUUAUAUUUGACGAAGUUGAUAAAAUGCCCAUACAAUUACUCGAUACUAUCAUCUACUAUAUUGAUUUUCAUAUGCCAAGCUAUACAAAACCAAUUGAUUUUCGAAAAACAAUAUUCAUAUUUUUAAGUAAUACCGGCGGAACAUCAAUGAUUCGUUUAGCACAACAGUAUUAUGCAUCUGGGAUUAAACGUGAAAAAUACAAUGUAACAGAAUUUCAAAAAGCGUUAUCGAAUGCGGCUUUUAACGAAGAAGGCGGUCUAUGGCAUGCAUCAUUAAUUGAAAAACAUUUGGUGACAUUUUUUGUUCCAUUUUUACCAUUAGAACGUGAACAUAUUCGUAUGUGUAUUCAACGUCAAUUAGAUAUUAUUAUUCAACAAGAAAAAGAAGUCAUUUUGUCACCAGUUGAGAAAAAUGUUGUUAUCGAUAAUGUUAUUGAUUUAAUUGAGUUUGCUCCACCAGAUACAGCACUCUAUUCCGUUUCAGGCUGUAAAAAAGUUCAACAAAAAUUAUAUUAUGUACUCGAAAUUAAACGUAUUACUUCAACUAUUAUGAGUCUAAAACAACAAAUCGAUUUAUUGAACAACGAAGUUCAUGUACUAAAAAAAAAACUCGAUAGUAAAACAAAAGCAUUUUCAAUUAUAAUGAAUGACUUAGAUGCACUCAAACAUGAACGUAAUCAAUUUAAAUCACUUGUUGAUCAUUUACAAGAAAAGUGUGGUCAACUGAAAAAUCAGCUCACUAUACAACAUGAUCCAUUAGCCUAUCAUUCAUCGGCAAUGGGGUACGAGCAUGCAAAUGAUGUACGUGUUUUUGAAAAAUUAAGUUUAAUAUCGUCUAUUCUUGUUCAAUUGUUUUUAUUAUUUCAAAAAAAAAAUGUUCGUGACAUGACGAGGUUGAGCACAAUUCAAUUAAUGAAAAAUGCUCUGAAAACCGUUCAAGAUGAAAAAGAAGUAUUACAAACAAAGUUUGAUGAAAUAACACGUGAAUUAGUUGAUGUUCGUGGUGAUUUAAAUAUUUUUCGUCAAAAACGACAUAGAUCACGUACCAGUGUCAAUGGUAAUGAUGAAGAUUCAACAACAACUACAACAAAUGAGAAUCAAGAUUUAUUGAAACAUUUAGAACAAUCAAGUGAACGAAUUAAUGUGUUAGAAAAUGAUUUAAAAUUAAUUCUUUGUCAAAAAGAAGAAUUAGAAAUUGAACGUGAUUCAUUUAAAACAAAAUAUAUGAAAUUAAAUCAAGAAUUAAAUAAAAUGUUACAUGGAGAUGAAAAACGAGUUGUCGAUAUUGAAUCAGUUAUUUCAGAGAAUAGAUAUUUGAAGGAGAAUAUAAAAGAAUUGAUACAAGCAAAAAAUCAAGCGGUAACUAAUGCAACAAAAUAUAAAAAUUUAUUACAAACAAAUCGCUCAGCAUAUAAUCGUUUGGGAAAAGUUCAAUCGUCUGGCAGCAUUCUUACACACAAACAAGGUAAAAACUCAGUGAUUUAUCGAGAUUACAUUUAACGAAUAGGACAAAUAAAUGUUUUGAGAAGACUACUGUCUGAAAGAUUGUUUUUUUGUUUUUCUUUGUCAAAUCAAUUGUUAAUUUCUGAUAUGUCAAACUGAAAAACGGAUGUCUACUAGAUAAAACAUUAAGUAAAUUUAUCUCGAAAAUGUUUUGGUACAGCAGUAAUAUUGAAAAAACGUAGUAAGAAAUACAAAACUGCUACAAACAUGAUUCAUACAAAUCACAGUGCUAUUAUUUUGAUUUAUUAUUGAUAUUUCGACGAUGUUCACUCGUCAUCAUCAGA
Messenger RNA from Didymodactylos carnosus, 2198 nucleotides. The record is from the annotation of a GenBank genome assembly. NCBI's taxonomy places the organism in Eukaryota, Metazoa, Rotifera, Eurotatoria, Philodinida, Philodinidae.